This is a messenger RNA of Erythranthe guttata (spotted monkey flower), 2694 nucleotides long. It is a transcript of the gene PHOX2, whose product is annotated as Octicosapeptide/Phox/Bem1p (PB1) domain-containing protein / tetratricopeptide repeat (TPR)-containing protein. Gene Ontology annotation, molecular function: protein binding. The record is from RefSeq and is a predicted model, not a curated record. NCBI's taxonomy places the organism in Eukaryota, Viridiplantae, Streptophyta, Magnoliopsida, Lamiales, Phrymaceae.
UUUUUUAUUUUUAUUUUUAUUAUCAAAACCCAUCUUCUCCAAUUCAGCUGCUGGGUAUUUCUAUUUCACAAUCGAAUCAAGUAAUAGCGUGUUAUUGAUCCCCAAGUAAAGUUCGAAUCUUGGGAACAAUUAAGAGAUUUUUAAUGGGGAAAUCUGGGGGUAGGAAAAAGAAGAGUGGCGGUAGCGCCACCGUUAACCCUACCCAAACCCCAGCCACCACCACCGUAGUAGAUAACCACUCGUCGCCGGCGCCGCCGCCCCCCGUCGCUAACGGCGGCGUCAAUUUGGACUCAUCCGCCUUCCUGAAAAGAGCACACGAGCUGAAAGAAGAGGGCAACAAAAGAUUCCAGUCCAAAGAUUACGUCGGCGCCCUUCAACAGUACGAAAUUGCACUAAAAAUCACCCCCAAAUCCCACCCCGACCGAGCCGUGUUCCACAGCAACAGAGCCGCCUGUUUGAUGCAGAUGAAGCCCAUCGACUACACAGCCGUCAUAUCCGAGUGCAGUUCGGCCCUAGAGGCCCAGCCGAACUUCGUGCGGGCUCUACUCCGUAGGGCCCGAGCCUACGAAGCCAUAGGCAAGUAUGAUAUGGCUUUGCAAGAUGUGCAGUCAUUGUUGAUUUCCAACCCUAACCACACGGAUGCUCUAGAUCUCGCUGGCAAAUUGAGAAUGGCUCUCAGCCCCCGCCAAGAAGACCUCCAGAGCCGCCCUUCUCCGGCGGCACUCGGUGCGUCGGCGGUUCGUGGGGCCCCCAUUGCUGGCCUCGGGCCGUGCUUGCCUUCCCGUAAUGUACCCAAGAAGCCCGUAGCGGGACCCACUUUGCCGCCCAAUAAGUCGGAGAAGCUUUAUCCAAUCCCACCCAUUGAAAACGGGGUCGAGACUAAAAUCCAGAUGCCGAAAGUUGCGUUGAAGCCCUCGAACGGUUCUUCGAGAGCCGUUGCAGUAAAUGCCAGCAAGGAUGAUAUCCAGAAGGAACGGGUCCCACUUCCACUUCAUGUGCAGCCUGUGAUUAGGUACAGACAAUUGAAGCUUGUGUACGACCAUGACAUUAGGCUUGCGCAAAUGCCCGUCAAUUGCGGUUUGAAAGUGUUGAGAGAGGUGGUUGGUAAGCGUUUUCCGAUGUCGAAAGCUGUGCUGAUUAAGUACAAGGACAGUGACGGUGACUUGGUGACGAUAACUUGUUCUUCUGAACUUAGACUUGCUGAGUCAUCGGUCGACAGCCUUAUUGAAAAAGAAUUAGAUAAUGAUAAAGGUGACUCCUUUGGUAUGCUGAGGUUGCAUAUUGUGGAAGUGAGCCCCGAGCAAGAACCGCCUUUACUCGAAGAGGAGGAAGAAGAGAAGCCAGUUGAAACUGAGGAUUCUGCAGUUGAAGAAACUGUGGAGAUUGAGAGCACUGAGAAAAUCGUUGAGAAGGAGAAAACGGGAAUUUCGCAAGAAGACCCCGAUUGUAAAGAAGUGGAGAUGGAUGAUUGGUUGUUUGAAUUUGCACAGCUUUUCCGUAAUCAUGUCGGUAUUGACCCCGACGCUCAUAUUGACCUACACGAGCUUGGAAUGGAGCUGUGUUCUGAAGCGCUUGAAGAAACUGUGACUAGCGAAGAUGCUCAGAAUCUUUUCGACAAGGCGGCACUCAAAUUUCAGGAGGUGGCGGCACUGGCCUUCUUCAACUGGGGAAACGUACACAUGUGUGCUGCUAGAAAGAGGAUUCCGAUAGACGAAUCGGCUGCUAAAGAAAUGAUGGAGGGGCAGCUUCAAAAGGCUUACGAUUGGGUGAGGGAGAAGUACUCGUUAGCAAGGGAGAAGUAUGAGGAGGCCCUUUCAAUAAAACCGGAUUUUUACGAGGGGCUUUUGGCUUUAGGGCAGCAGCAGUUUGAGAUGGCGAAGCUUCAUUGGUCGUUUGUGCUUGCAAAAAAAGAGGAUCUUUCGAAGUGGGACCCGAAUGAGACGAUUGGUUUAUUCGACAGUGCUGAGGAGAAAAUGAAAGCCGCGACUGAAAUGUGGGAGAAGUUGGAGGAGCAGAGAGGUAAAGAGGCGAAAGAUCCGAACUUUAACAAGAAAGAUGAGAUUUUGAAGAGGAAAAAGAAACAGGGUAGUGAAUUAUCUGGUGUGGGAAGUCCGGCAGAGAUUUCACCUGAGGAAGCGGCGGAGCAGGCGGCGGUUAUGAGGUCUCAGAUUCACUUGUUUUGGGGGAAUAUGCUUUUCGAGAGAUCCCAAAUUGAGUGUAGAUUGGGAUUGGAUGGUUGGAACAAGAAUCUUGAUAUUGCGGUCGAGAGAUUUAAGCUCGCCGGAGCUUCGGAGGCGGAUAUUGCUACGGUUUUGAAGAAUCAUUGUUCGAAUGAAGAAGCUGCAAAUGGGCCGGCGGUUAUUACUAAUGUCGUCGAAAAAGAAGAUAACUGAAAAGAGGUAUGUGGUGUUUUGUUUCUUUUAAAAAUGUUUUGAGUUUUCACCUUUCUUGAUUGGGUUUAAUUGUUAAUGCUUCUAAGUUUGAGUUAGGUGUUCGACAAUUUAGAAUUUUUUUUAUUUUCGUGUCAUGUUUCGGGGGAAGAGAUUGCGUACGUGCGAACCCUUGCCGGGUUUUUUUUUUUGAAGUGUUUGAUACUUAGGAAGAUUUUAUGUCAUUGUCUUUGUAACAACUUGUGGUCUCUCAAGCUGACCUGAUUUUUGCAAUAAUUUAAGAAACUUUGUAUGGAUUUAUUAA